Molecule: messenger RNA, 1844 nt
Organism: Octopus sinensis (East Asian common octopus)
Lineage: Eukaryota; Metazoa; Mollusca; Cephalopoda; Octopoda; Octopodidae
Product: cysteinyl leukotriene receptor 2-like
Exons: 1
Coding region: 1-879 (292 amino acids)
Biological process (GO): G protein-coupled receptor signaling pathway
Cellular component (GO): plasma membrane
Molecular function (GO): G protein-coupled receptor activity
Source: RefSeq, a predicted model, not a curated record
AUGCCGACUUUGCACAAUUUAACUUCCACCUACAUUGCAAUAAUAAUGGUGGUUAUCGGUACAGUAGGUAACAUAUUAUCUCUGGUAGUACUUUGCAGGAAAAGACUGAGAACUAUGAAUAUAGGACUAUACAUGAUUGCACUGUGUUUAAACGAUUUACUCGUCCUCUACACAUCCUUAUUUAAUAAUCAUGUUAUGCCAGUGGAUAUAAGCUUAGUGUAUAUCUUUGAAAAUAACUGUAGUUUUAGCCGUUUUUUCAUUCAUUUUUUCAGGGAGAUUUCCUCUUGGAUUACCGUCAUCAUUACAGUCCACAGGAUGUUUGCGGUGUUUCGACCGUUGUCAACCAGGGCGAGAAUUUUGACUGGUUAUAAACCUCAGAUUAUAAUUAUCGUUAUAAUGAUUGCUAUUCUAGGAAGCGUAAACAUUGUUUACAGCAGAUAUUUUUACUUCGAGAAUGGACGCUGUGUUACUCCCAGCAAAACGGUGACUGUGUUUUUCGCAAGCGUCAUGUACAGUUUUUUUCCGGCUACAAUUUUGAUUUCAUGUAACGUUAUAAUCGUAUUCACCCUCUGUCGCCGUUCUAUCGCUGGAAACGCAUCACAGUCAACUUCACAAGUAAAUAACCACACAGUUUAUAUGGUCAUGGCAAUAAACAUAUUAUUUUUGAUUUGCACUCUUCCUUCUUCAGUCGCAUUAGCUUUAUCUCAAGGAUCAAAAAUAUCAAACUCAGCGAAGUCCUUUUUAAUCUUACUAUGUAGCGUCAAUAAUGUGUUCAAUUUCCUCUUGUACAUUUUGGCAGGGCGUCUAUUUAGGGACGAAAUGAAAUCAAUGCUGAAAAGAAAACGACGCCCAAGCACUUUUACAAUUAUGAGCAGUUAAUUGAGAAUUCUAUGAUUUCGUUAUUACCCUUUAUUAAUGCAUUCGUUUUUGAACAAAUCAUUGGAUAAUGUGAAAUAUCUGUUUAUUAUCAUCAGGUGUAGUAAAUUAUUCUUUUAUGGAAGGAAUUAAAAUAAAAAUAUAAUACGAAUACAAUUUAGAAUGUUCUGAAAUUUAUUUUCAAAUUAUUUUGCGUUUGAAUAAUCGUCUAAGGGUCAAAUGAAAUAUUUCACCAUCGUAUAUUUUUAUAAUAAUUUUAUUUAAGAAAUAAUCCCCCGGCAAGUCUUACUACAGUUCUAUUGCCCAUAAAAUGGUCAUUUCAUCAUCUUAUCCAAGCCAGCAAAGAAAAAAAGAAAACAAAACAAAAGAAAAAAUCAGCAACAUGCAAAAAAACUAAAAUACGCCGCAAUAUAACUUUCUGAAGCGAGCGCCAAUGAGCAAGAAGUUCUCAGAAAGGUCUACAUUGGCAGACUGGUUCCGAAUACGUCAGAACUCUUUCAGACAUACACCAUUAAGAUCUCCUAAAAGACAAGUAUCUCCGGUGGAGAAACGCAUUUCAAUAUGGAAUAUUUAUCUUCUGUUGAUAAAAAAAAAAUUUAUGUUGAUUUGGACAUGUCAAAAGGUCAGUAAACGACGUUAUUUGUUUUACGAAUAUGAGUUUCUUUAGGACUAUGUUCAAAUUCUAAAAGUUCUCGAUGCAGUGUAUGUUUCGUCUGUCUGCCAUGUUAUACCAGUCGGAAGGUGUGUUUGGAAAGAAUAUCACGCAUGUUUAGAAGUGAACAUGAAUUAUUUCUUCAUCUGCGAGAAAGAAAAUACAGCAUCUGUUCAACGGCUAAUAGUGUUUCCAUUUCUUCAAAUACAGGAGAUAAUUCUGGACGUGUUUAGUUAUUAUUAGACUUCAACAAAGCACAAACUCCCAUGUACUAUCCAAAUUAGUGUUGAGAAGAUCUUUAAGUAUAUGUGUAACA